Messenger RNA from Endocarpon pusillum Z07020, 888 nucleotides. RefSeq lists its product as uncharacterized. The coding region runs from base 1 to 888 and encodes 295 amino acids. The record is from RefSeq and is a predicted model, not a curated record. NCBI's taxonomy places the organism in Eukaryota, Fungi, Ascomycota, Eurotiomycetes, Verrucariales, Verrucariaceae. The transcript is spliced from 3 exons.
AUGGACGGUGUGGACAGCUCCAAACUCCACUUUAAGGCUCUGCCCCACACUAUGGACCAGCCACCUAAAGAUAUGGCGUGCUGGCGAGCCCAUAUGAACGUCAUUCAACAUAUUGUCAAUAAUGGUAUUUCCUCAGCCCUGAUUAUGGAGGAUGACGCCGAUUGGGACGUUGCAUUAAAGCUUCAACUUGUUCAAUAUGCGCGCGGCUCUCGCUAUCUACUUUUCUCGUCUCCUGAGGAGAUGCCCACUUCCCCAUAUGGCGAUGGCUGGGACUUUUUCUGGCUCGGUCAUUGCGGAGCUUGGUUUGACGAGCUUGACACACGCCGCUUCGUUAUCCAUCAUGACCCGACUGUUUUACCGCCCAAGAACCGCCAGUACGCUGGCCACCCUGACAUGUCGCUUUGGGAACGGCAGGAUGCUGAUAAUCGCACCCGCAUUGUCUAUAAAUCCGAAGGAGGCGUUUGCGCAGCUGCCUAUGCCGUCUCUUUACGUGGGGCACAGAAAAUCUUAUAUCAUAUGAGCAUGCUCCCUUAUAAUAGGUCGGUGGAUUGGGGUUUCCAUGAUAUGUGUAAGGAUAGGAAAUCAGACUUUAACUGCAUUGCGACCUAUCCAGCACUCUUCGGUGUGCAUGAACCUGCUGGCAACACCAGCAAGUGGAGUGAUAUAGGUCAUGGUACCGACGAAUCACAAAGCCGGGUCGAAGAGCGGCCUAGUUCGAAGAACCUCGCUUUCUCAGCAAGAAUGAAUAUUGGCAGGCUGCUGAGUGGUACAACAUUAUUCGAAAGUCAGUUUCCUGAGGCAACGGGUGGCGAGAUGGAUAUCGCGGACAUCGGUAGAGGAAUUGGACAUCCAGAGGUUCUGCCAAAGAUGGCGGUUGUGGAAGGCUGA